Molecule: messenger RNA, 1729 nt
Organism: Poecilia latipinna (sailfin molly)
Lineage: Eukaryota; Metazoa; Chordata; Actinopteri; Cyprinodontiformes; Poeciliidae
Product: ras association domain-containing protein 5-like
Exons: 7
Coding region: 271-1536 (421 amino acids)
Biological process (GO): signal transduction
Cellular component (GO): cytoplasm
Source: RefSeq, a predicted model, not a curated record
GCAAAAACGGGAUACGAAUUAUUUUUUGGCAGUCUUACGUUUUGCAUAGACAGUGUGGGUAAAUUAAGUUGGGUUUUAUUACUUUGCAGUCUUUGUAAGAAACUUUAAAUUUGCAUUUUUGUAAGCGGAGCGUGUCAUGCUGGCCGCUGUGGAGUCUGAAAUGAGAUCCAACCCGUUCUCCGGCAGAUCAACCUGCUCUCCGACAACCAACGCGGACUUUAAGCGGCAGGACGCGGCUCGGUGUCAGAGACCCGUCCGAGCCAGCCGAGCAUGAAGGGAAUAAUGUUUAACCCCCCGCCUCGGAUCCGUGAAAACGCCCCCACGGGUGACUCGGCAGCGGAUCCUGUUCGCAUCAACACAUCCCUGCUGAGCCCGACGACCUGCGAGGCUCCCUGCGAAACGACGUGGCCGCCGCCCGGAGCCAGGAUGCGGAUCUCCAAGGCCAACAAGGGCGCGGUGGUGAGAGUGAUCCGGCGGCAUUCCUCCCCGCAAUCGGCCAGCCUGGAGGAGGUCUGGAGUCCGAGAGAGGAGAAACCCCGGAGCCCCGAGAGGAAGAAGCCGGCGGAAGCUGCUAAAAACGGGGUUGAAGGGCAAGGUGGGGGGCCACCCCGGAGCAGGAAGAGCCGGUUUCGAGCCCCCGACGUGAGGACCAUCUUCUCCCCCGGAGAAAAGGACCCCAGAGUGAAGGAGGAAACCGGGGAGGGACACACCUUCGAGCCGGGAGGCGAGAACAACUGGUGCGAUGUGUGCUGCAAUUACAUCCUCCAACACGGACUCACCUGUGCAGGCUGCAAAUAUGCUUGUCAUGCUGAAUGUCGAGAGAGAGUGUCACUCGACUGCCAUCCUGCUGCGUCGCCCGUCAGUCAGGACCAUCUGAACAACAACAACACGCCGCUCCAUGAUGUGGAGAAGGAACGAGAAGUACGGACGGAGUUCAGCAGGGAGGAAAUCCAGCAGAAAAUUGACCAGUACAACUCUCUGACCAGAGACUACCUUAAAAUGACGCUGAACCCUACUGGUGUGUACACUGGUUUCGUCAAGGUCAUGAUGGAUCUGAGGCGGCCGGUGACAGUGCGCGGAGGUCAGAGGGCAGCAGGAGGAGCCACGAUGGGGGAGGCCUUCUAUCUACCGCGAGGAGUCAUCAACACUCUCCACAUCAGCUCCGAAAACACGGUCAAGCAGGUGAUCAUGGCGCUGCUGAAGAAGUUCACGGUGGCAGACAACCCGGCCAAGUACGCGCUUUACAAGCGUUGCCGUAGAGACGAGCAGGUGUAUGUGUGCAAGCUGGCGGAUGUUGAGAAGCCGCUGUUCCUUCGCCUGGUGGCCGGACCCGACCUCGACACGCUCAGCUUCGUUCUGAGAGAACAACAGACCGGAGAAGUUAUGUGGGACGCCUUCUCCAUCCCAGAGCUGCGAAACUUUCUCCGGAUACUUGACAAAGAAGAGCAGGAGCAGAAGGAGGCGAUAAUUCGCCGCUAUGAGGUCUGCCGCCAGAGACUGCAGGAGGCCAUGAUGGCGGUCGGAUCGCCUUCGUAGAGGAUUCGCCCUCCUACAAACCAAACGGACGUUGUUCUUCUGUCGUUAAUCUCCUCGGAGGUGAACGUGUUGGUGGAGGGACGGCUGUGAACACGGAAGGAAGCAGCACCUGGACGGAGGGAUGGUUUGGAUAAAAGACAUGAAGAACAAAUAAGAAAAUAAAUGAACUUUUAGACUUCCUUCACUCGCCAAA